AUGCUGCGCGCAUUGUGCUGGAGUCGGUCGCUCACCACCAUGACGCGUGUAGCACCCAGGAACCCUCUGAUAGCCAUCAUCGGCGCGACAGGGACUGGCAAAUCUCAACUGGCCGUGGAACUCGCGAAGCGGUACAAUGGCGAGAUCAUCAAUGGCGAUGCGAUGCAGCUUUACGCCGGCCUACCGAUCAUCACGAACAAAAUCACAGUGGAGGAGCAAGAGGGCAUACCACAUCAUUUGCUGGGAUGUAUAGGAUUGCACGAGCAGACGUGGGUGGUGGGCACGUUUGUGAGGAAUGCGCUCAAAGUGAUCGAGGAGAUAAGAGGACGAGGCAGGUUGCCGAUACUGGUCGGUGGAACGCAUUACUACACGCAGAGUCUGCUGUUCAAAGAUCGGCUGGCGGAGAAAGAGGAAGUUGCAGAUGAGAGGGAUUUUGUGGAGGAUACAUCGGACGAGUAUCCCAUAUUGAAAGAGUCGACGGAGGUUCUUUUGGAAGAGCUCACGAAGGUCGAUCCAGAGAUGGCAGAUCGUUGGCAUCCGAACGAUCGACGGAAGAUUCAGCGGAGCUUGGAGAUAUACCUGCAGACUGGACGGAAAGCCUCUGAGAUCUACGCUGAACAGCGGCAAGGGCGAAAGAUCGACGAGGCCGGUCAGUCUGAUGCCGGUGCUUUUGCCAUGCGAUUCGACACACUCUUAUUCUGGAUCCAUGCGGAGAAUGAUACACUGCGAGCGCGACUGGAUAAGAGAGUGGACAAGAUGCUGGAUCAAGGCCUGCUACGGGAGGUCGAGACACUCAAUGCCUUCGCCAAUGCACAAGCUGCUCAGGGAACUCCCGUCGACGAGACAAGAGGCAUUUGGGUCAGCAUAGGGCACAAGGAAUUCAAAACGUAUUCUGCCGCGUUGGCCGCAGGCAUGGAGGAUGAGAAGCAACUCCAGAAGCUGAAGGCCGAGGGCUUGGAACGGACAAAGAUCGCGACCCGGCAGUACUCCAAACGGCAGGUGCGAUGGAUCAAGAUUAAAUUGAUCGAUGCGCUUGCAGAGGCGGGCUCGAGCGACAGUCUCUACCUCCUCGACGGUACAGAGGUUGACAAAUUUGACGAAAACGUGAGCAGACCUGCAACAGAUCUCACAAAGCGGUUUCUUGAGGCAGGAAGCAUGCCAGAACCAAGUUCACUCUCUUCUGCCGCCGCGGAACUCCUUGGCGUCCAGCGCGACAAAGAUUGGACGGACGAUGGACAGAAGUGGACGAAGCAACACUGUGCUGCUUGCAAUGUCACUUGUGUUUUGCCGGAGCAGUGGCGGCAACACAUUCGGAGCAAGGCGCACAAAAAGCUCUGCGCGAAAGGCUCGGCCAAGAGAAGUAGUGACUGA
Zymoseptoria tritici IPO323 is the source of this 1371-nucleotide messenger RNA. RefSeq lists its product as uncharacterized. The transcript is spliced from 2 exons. Bases 1 to 1371 code for a protein of 456 amino acids. Gene Ontology annotation, molecular function: ATP binding; tRNA dimethylallyltransferase activity. NCBI's taxonomy places the organism in Eukaryota, Fungi, Ascomycota, Dothideomycetes, Mycosphaerellales, Mycosphaerellaceae. Gene Ontology annotation, cellular component: mitochondrion. Gene Ontology annotation, biological process: tRNA modification. The record is from RefSeq and is a predicted model, not a curated record.